Molecule: messenger RNA, 1553 nt
Organism: Impatiens glandulifera
Lineage: Eukaryota; Viridiplantae; Streptophyta; Magnoliopsida; Ericales; Balsaminaceae
Product: 2,3-bisphosphoglycerate-dependent phosphoglycerate mutase 1
Exons: 8
Coding region: 257-1315 (352 amino acids)
Biological process (GO): glycolytic process
Molecular function (GO): intramolecular phosphotransferase activity
Source: RefSeq, a predicted model, not a curated record
UCUCUCUCCCAAAUCUCUCUCUGUGGCUGCUGCAGCUGUUGUUGUUUCAGACUUUGAGAAACAAAACUGAAACUGCGCAUCGCCUUCUCCGUCAACUAACCCCUUUUCAAAUAAUCCGCAUCUUUAGAUUUUCACGUUCUAUUCUUCCUAGGUUUCUUCGUGAAUCCAACAUCUUCUCUGCAUUCUCUCCUAUAAGUCCAGCAAAUAGCCUAAUUUGAUCGGAACCCAACAAUCUCCCGGAUUUCUAUUUCCCAGAAUGGCUGUUAAUUCUUUCCAUCAAUCCGUUGGAGGAACACUUGAGUUUUCUCGUAAUUUAAAGUCUGGAUAUCAGACAAACAAAGGCAACGCUUCUUUAAAAUCGAUCUCCAAUUCGAAAGGUUUCCUGCUUCAUAGUAGAUUGUUCCUGAAGACAGGAGAAUCAAACUACUGUACCCAUGAGAGGAAAUCUUCUGUUCUUCAUGCUUCAUCGUAUCAAACCACCACAAUUACGGAUCCAGUUUCAUCCCCAUCACAUAACAAUGAUGCUGCUGCUACCUCUGCAAAAAAGUCAAGUGAAGCAGCGUUGAUCCUUAUUCGACAUGGUGAGUCUUUGUGGAACGAGAAGAACUUGUUCACGGGUUGUGUGGAUGUGCCAUUGACAAAGAAGGGUGUUGAAGAAGCGAUUGAAGCUGGGAAGAGAAUCAGCAACAUACCUGUCGACAUGAUCUACACUUCUGCUCUUAUUCGUGCCCAGAUGACUGCUAUGCUUGCCAUGACUCAGCACCGUCGCAAGAAGGUUCCAAUAAUAAUCCAUGACGAGAGUGAUCAGGCAAGAUCUUGGAGUAAGGUUUCGAGUGAUGAAACUAUAAAGCAAUCCAUCCCGGUUAUAACUUCUUGGCGGCUGAAUGAGAGAAUGUAUGGAGAAUUGCAAGGUCUUAACAAACAGGAGACAGCAGAUAGAUAUGGGAAGGAACAGGUUCAUGAAUGGAGGCGUAGCUACGAUAUACCUCCACCUAACGGUGAGAGCCUGGAAAUGUGCGCAGAAAGAGCUGUUGCUUACUUUAAGGAACAUAUUGAACCUCAACUUAUGUCUGGAAAAAACGUAAUGAUUGCUGCCCAUGGGAACUCGUUAAGGUCUAUCAUCAUGUAUUUGGAUAAACUAACAUCUCAAGAGGUUAUUAGCUUGGAAUUAUCUACUGGAAUACCAAUGCUUUACAUAGCCAAAGGUGGGAAAUAUCUGAGAAGGGGAAGUCCUGCUGCACCAACUGAAGCUGGAGUUUAUGCUUAUACUAAGAACUUGGCUUUGUACAGGCAAAAGUUGGAUGAGAUGUUCUAAUAUGGAUGUUCUUGGAUCAAGUCAGUCAAAAACUUUUUUAUUUCUUUUUGUUGUGGACGAUGAUAAGGUUGUUAUCUGUGUUCGGAUGUGAAAAUGUAAGCAGUAUUAGAUUGAAUGAAUGAAUAAUAAGACAUUGCGGCUUAAAAACUGUUAAAUUGUCAAUCAAUUUAGAAAACCGCCAAACCUAAAAUUGAACAUUGGUUAUUUUUUGUUUGGUAUUAGAUUAUUUAUGAAUCAU